Molecule: messenger RNA, 2031 nt
Organism: Malania oleifera
Lineage: Eukaryota; Viridiplantae; Streptophyta; Magnoliopsida; Santalales; Ximeniaceae
Exons: 9
Coding region: 279-1688 (469 amino acids)
Source: RefSeq, a predicted model, not a curated record
GAUCACCCCUGACUUCCGAGUUGAAACUUUUGCAACAAUAAUUUUUUUAAAAAAUGGACAGCCCAAAUUCUGGGAGUAGGCGGUAGGGACGCGGCAUGAGAAGCAAUUAUUACUGUUUGGCGUGCGGCUAUAAAAUGAAAUGGGGUUUAAAAACCAUAGAAUGCUUUGAGAGUAGCUUCUUGGAAAGGAUCGAAAGGAGAAGACUUCCAAGUUGCCUAAUUUUUAUUAAUACAUUCUUUGUGGGGAUUGUUCAAAUUUUGACCUGCUAGAUAGAUCAGAUGCCACUGUUCGAUUACUGCAAAUUAACGAUGGGGGGAUUGUUAAUGACCAUACUGGAAUGGUUGGAGCUGCUCGUGAGCACUGUGAUUCAUUUGACGUAUGGGUUUUACUUUGCCAGCACAGCUGUGGUUUUCGAUCUCUCAAAUGCUCUGAAUGAGUAUUUUAAGCUCAAUACGAUUAUUGAGGUGAAGGAGGAAUCGCUCAGAGAGGACAGUAGCGUUGAUGAUCUGCCGCCGGUGGUCUUGGUUCAUGGAAUUCUUGGAUUCGGGAAAGGGAAAAUGGGAGGCUUACCUUAUUUUGCUGGGGCGGAGAAGAAGCUUGAAAGGGUUCUGGUGCCUGAUUUGGGUGCACUAACCAGCAUUCAUGACAGGGCUCGCGAAUUGUUCUACUAUUUGAAAGGUGGGAAAGUUGACUAUGGAGAAGAGCACAGCAAGGCUGCUGGGCAUUCACAGUUUGGACGAGUUUAUGACCAAGGGAACUAUCCCGAAUGGGAUGAGGAUCACCCUGUUCACUUUGUGGGUCACUCCGCCGGAGCACAGGUUGUUCGGGUUUUGCAGCAAAUGCUCGCAGACAAGGCAUUUGAGGGGUAUGAGAACACUUCUGAGGACUGGGUGUUAAGCAUUACUUCCAUAUCUGGAGCUUUUAAUGGGAGCACGAGAGCCUACACAGAUGGGAUGCAGCCAGGAGACUGGAGAUAUAUGAAACCUGUGUCUCUACUUCAGCUGUGCCGCAUAGGAGUAGCAUUUCUGGAUUGGUUUGACAUUGGCUUAAUAAAAUCUUACUACAAUUUUGGGUUCGAUCACUUCAAUAUGUCGUGGAAGAAAACAGGAAUUUCAGGUCUUGUAGAUGGCCUCUUGGGGAAUGCAGGUCCCUUUGCAUCAGGAGAUUGGAUCCUUCCUGAUCUUACAAUUCAAGGGACUACACAAACCAACUCCCUUCUAAAGACAUAUCCAAAUACAUUCUACUUCAGCUAUGCUGCCAAGGGAACUAGGAAAUUCAUGGGUAUCAUAAUUCCUUCUAGUUUACAUGGAAUCCACCCCUUGCUUUGGUUGAAAACCUUGCAGCUUAGUCAAUGGCGUUAUCCUGCUGAUGUUGAGCCCCCAUACAAAGGUUAUAGGGACGAAGAUUGGCAGGACAAUGAUGGAGCACUCAAUACCAUAUCCAUGACGCACCCCCGUCUCCCUGUUGAGCACCCAAAUUGUUUCAUUGCAAAUGAUUCUGAGUGUCAGCCUUUGGAACCAGGCAUCUGGUACUACAAGAUUGUGGAAGCUGAUCAUAUUUUUUUUGUUUUGAAUCGGGAGAGAGCCGGAGUUCAAUUCGAUCUAAUGUAUGACAGCAUCUUUGAGCGCUGCAGAAAGCUUGCAUCUAAGAGAAUUCCUCCAGUGAUACCAAAUCAAGUGCAGACAUAGUUUGUGUUAUCCCGAGGUGAUAGAUUUUUUGAAGUCGGGGUUAUACCAAUGGGGAGGCAACGCACAUUCAUACAACGGGAAAGAUCCAUAUGUAGAAGUGGUGACUUCUCCCAACAACCCAGAUGGCUUUAUUCGGGAAUCUGUAGUGAAGCAAGAUCAAGGUGGUGGUCAUGAUGUAGCUGGGAAAUUGAUCCAUAAUCUUGCUUACUAUUGGCCACAUUAUACUCCCAUUACAAAGCCUGUAGAUCACGAUAUCAUGCUCUUUACUUUUUCUAAAUGCACUGGUCACGCUGGUUCCUGAAAUGAAGAAUAGCUUCCCAAGAGGGGGGAUGAAUUGGAAAUC